AUGAGUAAAUCUGAAAUACAAAACGUCAAGAAAACUGAAUUUGAUCCUCCUAACGUUAUUGUUGGCAAAAAUAAAUCAGGAUUUUUUUAAUAGGCGACAUAUAAAAUAGGCGAUGUUUAUGUAGACCCAGACUAAAUCAAAAGAAACUAUGAAAAAGAAAAGAUAAAAAAAAGGAUACAUGAAGAACCAUUUAGAACCACAGGUUAUAAAUAAAUAGUUAGCAGUGCCUACAAAUACUAAGAAUAAAACAAAUAAAAGCUAGAUUUUAGAAAAUUAAGAGAUGAAGAUGGCAGGGUAAUAGUUGGAUAUGCUAAUAUAAAAACUGGGUAACAUUUAUUGAAUAAACUUAAAGUUAAUAAUAUUAAUAAUAAAUAAGUCCUGUGA
Tetrahymena thermophila SB210 is the source of this 384-nucleotide messenger RNA. RefSeq lists its product as hypothetical. The record is from RefSeq and is a predicted model, not a curated record. Lineage: Eukaryota; Ciliophora; Oligohymenophorea; Hymenostomatida; Tetrahymenidae. The transcript has 5 exons.